AUGGCUGACGAAUACGAUGCCGAGCAGGCUGCUGAGCUCAAGAGAAAGAGAGCGUUCCGAAAGUUCUCUUACCGUGGAAUCGACCUUGACCAGCUUUUGGACAUGUCCAGCGAAGAUUUGGCCACUGUGUUCCCUGCCCGCCAGAGAAGACGCAUCAACCGUGGCCUGAAGCGCCGCCCCAUGGGUCUUAUCAAGAAGCUUCGCAAGGCCAAGCAGGAGGCUGAGGCCAACGAGAAGCCCGAUGUUGUCAAGACUCACCUCCGAGACAUGAUCGUCGUUCCCGAGAUGAUCGGUAGCGUCAUUGGCAUCUACUCCGGCAAGCAGUUCAACCAGGUCGAGAUCAAGCCUGAGAUGGUUGGUCACUACUUGGCUGAGUUCUCUAUCUCAUACCAACCCGUCAAGCACGGUCGACCCGGUAUCGGUGCCACUCACUCUUCUCGUUUCAUUCCCCUCAAGUAA
Fusarium coffeatum is the source of this 459-nucleotide messenger RNA. RefSeq lists its product as uncharacterized. The record is from RefSeq and is a predicted model, not a curated record. Lineage: Eukaryota; Fungi; Ascomycota; Sordariomycetes; Hypocreales; Nectriaceae. The transcript has 4 exons. Gene Ontology annotation, biological process: translation; ribosomal small subunit assembly. Gene Ontology annotation, molecular function: structural constituent of ribosome; RNA binding. Gene Ontology annotation, cellular component: ribosome; cytosolic small ribosomal subunit. Bases 1 to 459 code for a protein of 152 amino acids.